Messenger RNA from Pistacia vera, 1347 nucleotides. Its product is annotated as CCR4-NOT transcription complex subunit 9-like. Gene Ontology annotation, cellular component: CCR4-NOT core complex; P-body; CCR4-NOT complex. The record is from RefSeq and is a predicted model, not a curated record. Gene Ontology annotation, biological process: negative regulation of translation; mRNA catabolic process. NCBI's taxonomy places the organism in Eukaryota, Viridiplantae, Streptophyta, Magnoliopsida, Sapindales, Anacardiaceae. The transcript is spliced from 9 exons. The coding region runs from base 36 to 1028 and encodes 330 amino acids.
AAAACUUAUUGAAACCACGAGUAACUUUGAAGAAAAUGGCGAAUCUGCCCCAAUCGCUUUCCCUCAACGCGCCGUUCGGUGGUGGACCCAGUGCGUCGAACCCAAGCGCUGCCGCUGCCGCUGCCGCUGCUGCCGCCGCUGCUGGAGCUGGAGCUAACAAGGACCGGAAAAUGGCGUCGGCAGAAAACUUGGUGCUCGAACUAAGCAACCCCGAUUUGAGAGAAAACGCUCUUCUUGAUCUAUCCAAGAACAAGGAAUUAUUUCAAGAUUUGGCUCCUUUCGUGUGGAAUUCUUUUGGUACUAUAGCUGCACUCAUACAGGAAAUAGUUUCAAUAUACCCUGUUCUGUCACCACCAAACCUCACUCCUGCACAGUCAAAUCGAGUUUGCAAUGCUCUUGCUCUUCUUCAGUGUGUAGCCUCUCAUCCAGACACAAGAAUGUUGUUUCUUAAUGCUCAUAUACCUUUAUAUCUGUACCCUUUCCUAAAUACAACGAGCAAGUCAAGGCCCUUUGAGUACUUGAGGCUAACUAGCUUAGGUGUUAUUGGUGCCCUGGUGAAGGUUGAUGAUACAGAAGUUAUUAGCUUCCUUCUUUCAACAGAAAUAAUUCCACUCUGCCUGCGCACCAUGGAGAUGGGCAGCGAGUUGUCAAAAACAGUGGCCACAUUUAUUGUCCAGAAAAUCUUGUUGGAUGAUGUUGGUUUGGAUUAUAUAUGUACUACAGCAGAGAGGUUCUUUGCAGUGGGACGGGUUUUAGGUAACAUGGUUGCAGCACUUGCUGAGCAACCCUCAUCGCGGCUGUUGAAACAUAUUAUUCGAUGUUAUCUCCGACUCUCUGACAAUCCAAGGGCUUGCGAUGCAUUGAGAAGUUGCCUUCCAGAUAUGUUAAGAGAUGCCACUUUCAGUAGUUGCCUUCGUGAAGAUCCAACAACAAGGAGGUGGCUGCAACAGUUGCUUCACAAUGUGGGAGUCAAUCGAGUUCCAGCACUUCAAGCUGGAGGAGGAUUCGAUCACAUGCUAGUGAACUGAAUUGAAAGAAUGCAAAUGUUCUUUCUAUUUAUGUCCAUCGAUCUCUUAUUUUUUCCAAAAUGGGCAUCACAGGUAGAAGCCUAUUAUCUAAAUCUGAAUUACCUUUUGUCCAGGUCAACAUACCAUAGUUUAGUUUCUUGUAAUUAGUGAUUUUAUCUUAAAGAGAAAUGGGUAUGUAAGAGAAAAGGUCAGGUGGGGUUGAAGAGGAUAGUAGCUUGAUUGACUUGUUCAUAUUUCAUAAGCGGAAUGAUAUUUGUAUUAGCUCGCAUGUUUUAGUUUCUCAUGUAUAAUGAGAAGUUUGCUCAAGCUUAUUCUCUUA